CGCUAACCAAGAGCGCUUGUUCUGCUCCAGUAAGUGGAGCGCCACACUACCGACUGACCAUGCAAGCGUCUUUCUACCCGUUCCUCCUGAUUGCCUUACAUGUGUCCGUGCCGGUGGAUUGUAAAUGGAGGUUCCAGGAGCUUCAUCAGAACAGCUUAAGAUCUAGGAGGCCUGCAGAUACACCAGUCAGGACACAUCACUACAGUGCUGGUUUCACAAAAAAACAUUUUCUUGGGGACUUUCUAGUUAUUUUGCCUGUAAGGACAAACGGGAGCGAUGUUGUGUCCAUAUUUGACUUGAGAAGAAAACGGUUUGUGUGUAUGGACUCAAAGGGAGAUCUGUACAACUCAAGACAAAAAGAAAGCAAGGAUUGUCUCUUCUACCGCAUUGGCUUUUACUCUCCUCCAAGUGGAAGUCAGCUCCCAAUUUCUUCCCUGGAGUCAUCUCACCCAUCCUUUCUAAAGCGCUUCCUAGCUCCCUUGGUGACGAGGCAGAGGAGGAGCGAGGAGGUGAACCCGUCGGAUCCAUUAAGAUCAGAGUCCGAUCCCUUAAGAUCUGAGAUACAUCCCACCCAUUCCGUCCAGGACCACAAAGAGUCCGAUCACUUGCAGCCCGAACAGCCGGACCAGGCUGGAGCUGUGUCAAAGGAGACCAUCUCUUCCUGUGAUGACCCCUUAAAGGUCUUACAUGCUAAUGGUCCAGUGAGCCCAGUCAAGACAAUUAUAGAAGACCGAGCAGAGCAAGAAUGAAAUGAUGAACAUGGACUUUUUAUAAGUGAAAUAACAUACAAUGGAACCUCCAAGCUUGAACAUAAUUCCGACCUCUGUUCUAAAGGCACAGAGUCACCAUUAGGGAUUGGUACCGAAUUUGGUACCUGACCAAAUUCCGUCGGUACUACCGGGUAACAAUUCACCUAAAAUAAUAACAGUGCAACUAUAUAGCAGAUACUUUUGUAGCACAUGACGUCACGUUUGCAGACUCGACACCAACUCGAGCGCUUGCUGGGGAAGCAAGCACUCAAGCACUCAGAGCAAACUCAGCUAGGCUACCUCUAGGUAACGUUACAAAUUUCAAUGCCAUUAAAGCAAGCAUGUCUAAUAGAAAACGCUCAAAAGGCACUGUAAAACUCCACUUAGCUUUUAGCUUGCGCAUUUAGAAAACUUACUUUGAUAUGCCACAUACUGUAAUGUAUAUGCGACUGAUUAGCACUAGCAAUUGUACAUCCGAAUGUGGUAAUAAAAACUACAAGAUGCACGUUACAAUUAAACAGCUGGUGUGUAAUAAAUACAAUACUUAAAGCAUAAACACUUUGUAAGGCGCAGCAAAAGACUACACUUGGACAAUCAUGGCAAAGACUACUUCCGAGCUCGGCAACACACUUUAAUCUAUACACUACUGCUAUCUAACGUCCUGGAAUUACAACUGCUGUAUAACACUUGCAAAUGAGACUCAGACGUGUAAGAAAACCUGAUAUACAGCACAGUUAUCAUUAUAAGUUUGGUAUUAAAAACAAUAAAUUAUAUUCUAUCAUUAAACAACUAACAUUUGUUAACACAUGAACACACACAAAAGUACCAAACAUUGGUAUUGAGUAGCAGUGUCAUUUCCAGGGUUUCAGGAAUUGGCUCAAGUAAGACUUGAACAUUGUAGACCAGUGGUUUUUGAAGUGUGACCCGCUAAGAUCAUGUCAGUCAUGCCAAAGGAAAAAGUAAUCAGAAAAAAUGCCAAAAAUAUAUUCAAGUAUUAGAGGUACUGUGUCCACUGUGCCACACUUUAUAAAGCCAAGUUUUAGACGAGUGUAAAAAUAACUUAUUCACUGUUAAAAGUGAGAUGGCUUACAUUCGAAUGAGCUGCAAUCGUUCUAUCUCACCCUCACUCUGCUUCGACCCACUAAUAGAUCAUACGCACGCAACAAAAAGAUGACGUUGUUACAAAAGCAGUGAUUAGAAAAGCAUAUGAUUUCACUCACCGAUUCAACAGGAAUAUAACAAUCAUAGCAGUUUUUAAAUCAUUGCGUAUGUAUGUAGACGCAUGUUGGGCCAACACACUUGCGUGAGACAGUCAGCUUGAACACCAGCAAUCUUAUCCAACUGAGACGGUACAAAUUGUGACAAAUGUAGACAUUUUUACUUGAUAAAUCUGUUCUCUUAAAGGCCUACUGAAAGCCACUACUACCGACCACGCAGUCUGAUAGUUUAUAUAUCAAUGAUGAAAUCUUAACAUUGAAACACAUGCCAAUACGGCCAGGUUAACUUAUAAAGUGCAAUUUUAAAAUUCCCGCCACACUUCCGGUUGAAAAACUCCUUUGGAUAUGAUUUAUGCGCGUGACGUCACAAAAUCCACGGAAGUGGUUGGACCCCAUCGAACCCGAUACAGAAACCUCUUGUUUUCUUCGACAAAAUUCCACAGUAUUCUGGACAUCUGUGUUGGUGAAUCUUUUGCAAUUUGUUUAAUGAACAAUGGAGGCUGCAAGGAAGAACGUUGUAGGUGGGAUCGAUCGGUGUAUUAGCGGCUAAGUACAAUACUUACAGCAACACAACAAGGACUACUUACUACGCCUAGCCGAUGCUUGCCGCCAAACCCACGGAUGAAGUCCUUCGUCGCGCCGUUGAUCGCAGGUGAGCACGGCUGUUGAUGGGAAGAUGAGGGCUGGCUGGCGUAGGUGGAGCGCUAAUGUUUUUAUCAUAGUUCUGUGAGGUCCGGUUGCUAAGUUGCUAAAUUAGCCUUAGCGUCGUUAGCAACAGCAUUGUUAAGCCUUACCAGGCUGAGAAUUUUUAACCGUGUAGUUACAUGUACAUGGUUUAAUAGUAUUGUUGAUCUUCUGUCUAUCCUUCCAGUCAGGGGUUUAUUUAUUUUGUUUCUAUCUUCAUUUGAGAACGAUGCUAUCACGUUAGCUCAGUUGCUAAGUGUGUCACCGAUGUAUUGUCGUGGAGAUAAAAGUCACUUUAAAUGUCCAUUUCGCGUUCUCGACUCUCAUUUUCAAGAGGAUAUAGUAUCCGAGGUGGUUUAAAAUACAAAUCCGUGAUCCACAAUAGAAAAAGGAGAGAGUGUGGAAUCCAAUGAGCCAGCUUGUACCUAAGUUACGGUCAGAGCGAAAAAAGAUACGUCCAUCACUGCCUCUCCAGUCCUUCGCUGUAACGUUCCUCAUCUACGAAACUUUCAUCCUCGCUCAAAUUAAUGGGGUAAUCGUCGCUUUGUCGCUCCGAAUCUCUCUCACUCCAUUGUAAACAACGGGGAAUUGUGAGGAAUACUAGCUCCUGUGACGUCACGCUACUUCCGGUACAGGCAAGGCUUUUUUUUAUCAGCGAGCAAAAGUUGCGAACUUUAUCGUCGAUUUUCUCUACUAAAUCCUUUCAGCAAAAAUAUGGCAAUAUCGCGAAAUGAUCAAGUAUGACACACAGAAUGGAUCUGCUAUUCCCGUUUAAAUAUAAAAAAAUUCAUUUCAGUAGGCCUUUAAACCACUAUUGGUAACAUAUGCUAGCUGUUGGUGGUGAUCUUAUAUUAUUGUUUUUUGAGCCAAUGACUUACCGCAGCUCUGAUAGUACAAAAUGUAAAACGAUAUCGCUGUCUUAACUUAAAUGACAAAUUCAUAAAUCGACAAGUGUUCAUGUUACAGCUGGUGUUGUGUAGCUUUAGGUGUAUAUUAUUUUCUUAUUUAGUUUUUCUCUUAUUGAAGCUGGUCCUUCUUUUGAAAUAAAUGUUACAAAAACAAAAGAAAAAGCUUUGAAGCUAGUUGAACUGAGCCUUUUAUGUGAUACGCUGAUAUUUUGCAUCACGACUGCGGUGACAACAUUAUCCUAAAAAUGUUGGCGAAAUUACGAACUAAACAACUUGAGAGGUUCCACUGUACUCCCCAACCCUCUUUAUCUGUUUACAAACUGCUGGGACAGUCCCAGUUAACAUUUCUGACAAAUGGUGACAAAAUGUGUGAGUGUCAGAGGUAUUAGGUAACGUUUGAUGGAGCCAUAGGACACGUUUGGUCCGGUGAGUGGCUGUCCUUUAGCCUCCUUUGUCAGUUAAACUUUAAACCUAGGGCAAGAUGUGGCAAUGAUUGUUUUGCACAUGGAAAAUGUUGGAGUGAGAAUAUUUAAGUGAUGUAAUUGAACAAAAUCAACCAGUGUGCUUGCAGCCGUUCGUGUCAGGUGCUGGACACCAAUAAAUGAUACAAGUAUUUAUUUAUUGAAUAAUAGACUUAUUUUUACGAGCCAAACCUUUUAUAAUUAUACUUUUAGUUCAUGUGGUGUUUUGGAUGUGGAAAAAUUAAAAAAGUAAC
Molecule: messenger RNA, 4273 nt
Organism: Entelurus aequoreus (snake pipefish)
Lineage: Eukaryota; Metazoa; Chordata; Actinopteri; Syngnathiformes; Syngnathidae
Exons: 3
Coding region: 60-749 (229 amino acids)
Molecular function (GO): growth factor activity
Source: RefSeq, a predicted model, not a curated record